AGUUAAAAAAAAAUUCAAAAUGGAGUUAAAAUUUUUAUGUUCUUUAUGUUUAAUGGUAAUGUCAGUAAUGGCCUCCUUGAGUUUGGCAUGCACAAGUCGCAGCACGCCUAAACCUAGACCUACAACGCCACCAGCGUCCACGGAAAUGACUACAACCCUGCGGCCCAAUGUGACAUUUCCCAUAUUGAAUUGCCCGCCGCCGUAUGCGGCCUGGUAUUGCCUUAACGAAGCCACCUGUUUCAAAGUGGAAAUUCACAAUCAAGUUCUAUACAAUUGUGAGUGUGCCAAUGGUUUUAUGGGACCUCGUUGCGAAUACAAAGAAAUUGAUGGCAGCUAUUUGCCAACGAGACAACGUGCCAUGCUCGAAACAGCCGGCAUUGCUAGUGGUGCAACAUUAGCCUUGAUAUGUAUGCUUGUGCUAUGCUUCUCCCUUUACAUAUGCUGCGAGAAGGAGGAGAAACAAAAACUGAACGAAAGUUUGAACAUGGCUCACGACAAUGGCGGCAUGGAUGAGGUUGAUGGUAUAACCAAAAUUCCUGAGAUGAGACCAUUUGGGCCUCAUCACUAUCAAGUUUUACCCUUGUCAUCAGCAUUUAAACGUUAAUUUUUUAUUUUCACCUUCGAUCAAAAAAUCAUAGUUUUUGGAAAUAUUCAGAAUAUUUCUCUAAAACUCUGAACCACGCUGUCAGCUAUUACUAAAUGUUACUAAUGACAUCCUUUUUUUGACGUUUACCUGAUAAAUUUUUAUCCUAAAAGAAAAAAAAAACAAGUUAAACUUUUACCUAACUUGCAAACAAAAAACAUUUGCUACUAAUUUUAAGUAAUAAUUUCAUUUUUAUUGAAGCUAGAAUGCAUUUUCUUAAAUACACUCAAAGAAUUUUGUUUCGCAGAAAGAGCAGAAAAGUAGCUUGUUUAUGUGCUGAGAAAAAAAUGUAAAGCAGGCGUUCUUGCUUAAUUUAUAAACUAAAUUUCAAUUGCAAUAUUUAAAUCUGUGUGCCCAUUAGUAUUUAUUGGUACCAAAGAGUACUUUUAGGUGCCACAAAGUACUUUUUGGUAUCAAAUAGUACUUUUUGGUAUCAAAUAGUACUUUUUGGUAUCAAAUAGUUAUUGUUUGGUGCCACAAAGUACUUUUUGGUACCAAAUAUUACUUUUUGCUAUCAAAUAGCACUUUUUGGUAUCAAAUAGCACUUUUUGGUAUCAAAUAGCACUUUUUGGUGCCACAAAGUACUUUUUGGUACCAAAUUGUACUUUUCUUGUGCCAAAUAGUACUAUUUGGUACCAAAUACCACGAUUUUCAUUCUAAUAUUUUAGUGUUCUAGGUCAAUCCUUAUACCAAAUUUCACAUUUCCUGCUCCAUUCGUUAAGUGGUACUGGAAAAAGAACAAAUCGAACAGUUGUACGAAAAAUGGUACAUUUCGUACCUUUUUAGUACAAAAGUGUACGCUAUCCGCAACUUGUGGAUGCGCCCGGUAGCUAGCAGCUAAGCUUCUCGUGGCAGCAAUGAACACCACACAGAUCGGACCUCAAUGUUCCAGCCUAUCCCGUGCCGGGUAAAAGAAUAGUGACAAAGAUCUGUAAAAGCAUUUUCAUUUGUGGUAUUAAGUUCUUCACUGAGUGAAAAUUUGUAAAUCAUUAAAAGCGUGAUCGAAACGUUUUUCAACUUGAGCCAACAUGUUUUCGUUGUAUUUUCAUUCACUGUCGUCUGGACCGCAUCCUUGGCACACUUGUACCGAUUUCGAAUUUUAAAACAAUUUUGUUUAUAUUAUUAAUAAAUGUUAAGAGCUGAAACUUUAUGAUAUCCACAUGUGUGCUGUUUUAAAUGAAAUUGUGAAAUAAUUUAAUACUAGCUUUGAGCCGUUCGCGAAUGGGAGGUCUAAACAAAAAACUAUACCUCCAAGCACACAUUUGGUACAUUUUUAGCACUGCAUGUUGUAAUUAGAAGGUUUGCCAAUCGGUAGCAAUCUCCUAUGGUGAGAUGUAAAAAUGCCGUAGGGGGUGUUUUUAACACUUUUUAACACACAAAUUAACAUUGUGCUGUGCCGAACAGCAACUUUUUUACCAUACAAAUUUGUGAUAUUUCUGCCUGAGCAAAAACUAGAAAGCUAUUUUAAACAAUCAAAAUUUAUUGAUUGUCACUUGUUGAAAAACAAUUUUUCAGUAAACUUGCAAUAAGAACAUUUAAAUAUUUGGGCAUUGUUUUACAAUAAAAGUCUCUUAGAAUUAAUGAUUUUAUUGUACUAAGAUUUUAUUAACAUGUAAAAGCCAAAUGAUUGCUGAUGCCGACACCGCCCAACAAAUUUUUCACACAGAGGUUGCAAAUGUCUCAAAUAAAAACAUUUUGUUUUACCAAUUUCUUUCAACAGUGUAGCAUUUAUCAUCAAAUUUCAAAUGGCAAUGUGAAAAUAUAAUAUUUUUGACAAAAUCAUCAAUUAAUCAUAAACAAAAAAAAAAACAUGUGUGUGUAAGCGGCUAGAAAUCGCCGCUCGUAAAUUGAAUAAGACCUGCGUAUCUAUUCACAACUAGCAACAUGGAACUCUGCUUUAUAAGCAUCAAAAUUAGCUUUGCCUCUGUCAAACAUUUUACUAGUCCCUGGGUUACUCAAAAAUUAUUCACCACACUUAAUGUCAUAUUUUUACAAACCCUGCAACUUUGCUAUCAAUUGGCACACAGCCUUCUUUUGAAAUACAUGAUGUCCUUAUGUGUGUAGUUAUGAAUGAAAUUGCGGUAAAACAGAUGAUGGCAGGGUUGCCUAUAUGUUUUUUUUUGCAAAAAAAGCUUCUUUGAGGUUUCUACACGCAAAAAAUACAACGUUCAGGAUGUUUUUAGAACAAACAAAAUGCUGUUGGAACGAAAUUUCUCUUUUAUUCGCGUAUAACUACUGAGACGUUUGUGCUAGCCAAUGACAGCAAGGCAGUAGACCUCUUUAAGUCUAGAUUAGUCCACAUAGCUUUGGAAUUCUCACAGCCCCCUCUUUGUGAACGUCUAUCAUUCGUUGUCCUUCGGGCCUGGUCCCGAAAACAUGGCUUACAUGUCGCUAGAGGCAUACCCACAGAUUUCAGUUUCCCUGGAGUGUGUAGUUUGUUCCUACUCUCAUAAGCUCGUCUGCUUUAGAAUUCCCUGUAAUAUCUCUGUGGCCCGGCACCACCCAGAACAGGUAAAUUUUGAACUGUUCAGCCAUCUCGUUGAGAGUUCUGCGACAGUCGAGGGCGGGUUUUGUGUUCAGAAAUACGUUCUCCAGGGAUUUAAUGGCUGCCUGGCUGUCUGAGAAGAUAUUUAUGCCAAUCGUCGUAAUGACAUUAUAUCUUAGCCAUUGCACGACUUUCUUAAUUGCAAGGAUAUCUGCUUGAUACACACUGCAGUGGUCGGGUAACCUCUUCGAUAUGACCAGAUUCUAGAUCUUUAGAGUACACUCCAAAGCCCACCUGGUCGUCUAGUUUGGAACCAUCCGUAUAGAAGUCUAUGUAACUUCUAUUACCAGGGAUAUCGUAGUUCCAAUCGGUUCUAUCGGGAACUUUGCAAUUAAUUGAAGCGAAAUUUGUGUUGCCGCAGCGGAAUGUGUUCGCAUUUUCUCCGUCACCAUUUAUUUAUAGUGCGUUUUGACGCUGUUUGUCCUUAGAUGGUCUGAGGUCUAUUGAAGGGCCCUUUGUUUGAUACUAGGUUUAUAUUCUUCGAGAUCCAAAAAGAACAAAAUCUAGUGCAUAUUGUCCACUUUGCAGCUUGAUAUUGGAAGAAGUUCCAACAAUUUUUUUGUUGAGGUCAACUGUUCCUACCUGUUAAAUAUAUCUUGCUAGUAGCCAAGUUCGCGAGCAAUUAAUCACCUUUGUAAUUAAUUGAAGUGAAAUUUGUGUUGCCGCAGCGACAUGUUCUUCUGUGGAAUGUGUUCGUAUUUUUUCUGUCACAAUUUUUUUUAUAGUGCGUUUUGACGGCUGUUUCGGGCAAAAAGUCGAAGUACAAGGCUUACCUGUAGACCACAAAAAAAAAAGAAUUUGUAAUUUUUAACAAAAAGAUCCAUGCAAAAUAAAGAAUAAUUGAAUGAGAUGAGGUAUUUACCAGAUUAUACACAUAACUUAGAUCCUUAAAUGGUGUGAGGUCUAUUGAUGGGCCUAUUGUUCGACAUAUUCUUCGAGACCUAAAAAGAAAAAAAUCUAGUGCAUAUUGUCGACUUUGCAGCUUGUUAUGGGAAGAACUUCUAACAAUUUGCUGCAAUAACAAGGAACAGCUUUUGCCUCAGAGAAAUCGACAGCAGAUAUUCUUCAGCCUACUUUAUUUGUUAUUAUCACGACACAUUUUUCUAUGAGUGUAGAGAACAAUUAAUUUGCUUCUCUUUAUUUGUACGUAGAUGCCUUAGACUAAUGUGGUUUUGUUACUGAGGUUCUUGAGAAGUGUUUUCCAAAAUGGCUCAAGAUAAUAAGAUUUUUUAACUAAGCAACAAAAUAACAGAUUUGGGUAUAUUUACAUUACAUUAACCCUUGUCACAUAUAGUCUGUAUUAUGUAUUCCCUCCACACUUUUCAAAAAAGUAUUCUUUUUGCAAUUGAAAAAUUUGGCUAACAUUGUAAAGACAUUUUUUCACCACAACAACAAAAAAUAGUAUUCAAUAUAUUUAAGUUACAAUUGCAUUUGUGCCUUGUUCUUUUACUUCUUGUUCUACUUUUUCAUCUAUUUUUUUUUUCAAUUUUAAGAUACAACGAAAUAUUUAUUUUAAUUUAUUUAUUUUAUACACCAACAUAUGUGCGUAUACAUACCUAUAUGUAUACAUUUAUUUAUAUUCAAUCUUCCUAUCAACAAUACGAUUACAUUUAGUGACACAAAUUAAUAUAUAUUUGUUCGGUAUGUAUGUAAAGAAUUACAUUACCUAAAACUAGAGUUAUUAAUAUUAAAACUGUAUAUCUCGUAAACUAUUAUUAAUGAAUAACGAACAACCAACACAUUAAACAAUAAACGAGAGUACUAAAAAAUAAUGCAUACAUAUUUUCUGUAUUUGUUAAAAUUCGGUUUGUACUUCUUCAUAAAUAAUAGAAGAGUUGUAGAAAAUAAUCAAGUGAGGAUGGAACAAAGUUGGGCAAAGCCGUCCUUUGAUACCCUACACAACAUUGCGUAUGCAGUAUAAGUUGUCGAAAUAGAAAUUUGAUUUAAAUUAAAAUGUAAAAUUUCGACUAAAAUCCAUUGUUUCUCUUUCGAGACGAGCUCAAUGAUCGCAGAGUUUCUUUGCAAAUAGAAAAGGAAAACCAGAGAUUGCAUAGAAGAUUUUUCAACCAUAUUAGGGUGUGCGUUGGUAUGUUGUAUUUGAAUCGUAUUAAUUGCGAAAGCGCCUCUAUAAUACAAUUACCACAUUAACAACGUUCA
Molecule: messenger RNA, 5345 nt
Organism: Stomoxys calcitrans (stable fly)
Lineage: Eukaryota; Metazoa; Arthropoda; Insecta; Diptera; Muscidae
Product: protein spitz
Exons: 1
Coding region: 20-604 (194 amino acids)
Biological process (GO): epidermal growth factor receptor signaling pathway
Molecular function (GO): receptor ligand activity; epidermal growth factor receptor binding
Source: RefSeq, a predicted model, not a curated record